AUGCCUCGUCAACGCUCCGUCGGCCGCGCCCCCUCGCGCCCUACCGCCCCGGCCUCCAAGCCCGCUCCCACCCAAGCUCGCCCUGCAACCACGAUGGCCGCUCCCCCUCAACACGCCGCUCCCCCCGCCGCUCCCCCGGCCGCCGCCGCCCCUUCUCAGGGCCCCGGUCUCUUUGGCCAGAUGGCUAGCACCGCUGCCGGUGUCGCCAUCGGCUCCUCCGUCGGCCACGCCAUCGGCGGCCUCUUCUCCGGCGGCUCCUCCGAGGCCCCCGCCCAGGCCCAGUCCGCCUCCCCCGUCGCCGAGUCCCAGACGACCUCCCAAUGGGGCAACAACUGCGCCGGCGCCACCCAGCAGUUCACAAAGUGCAUGGACGAGCAGAACGGCAACAUGCAGAUCUGCAACUGGUACCUCGAGCAGCUCAAGGCUUGCCAGGCUGCCGCCAGCCAAUACUAA
Molecule: messenger RNA, 453 nt
Organism: Colletotrichum chrysophilum
Lineage: Eukaryota; Fungi; Ascomycota; Sordariomycetes; Glomerellales; Glomerellaceae
Exons: 2
Coding region: 1-453 (150 amino acids)
Biological process (GO): mitochondrion organization
Cellular component (GO): mitochondrion; nucleus
Source: RefSeq, a predicted model, not a curated record